AUGGAGAAAAACUACAAAAAUGAUUACGCUCAUCGGCACGGGAAAGUAUGCCUUAGAGCAUUGGUGACAACACUGAAGCGCCCGCUAAGCGAGGAAUUCUGGGACUGGAGCUGGGAAGAGUUGGCUCUUUAUGAUCUUGCCGAAAUGAUUCGAUAUGUAAAUUCAAUCACAAAAGCAAAAAUUUUGGUUGUUGGACAUUCACAGGGAACAAUCAUGUCUCUUGCUGCUUUUACUAAGCCAGAUAUCGUGGAGAUGGUCAAAGCUGCAGCACUCCUUUGUCCUAUAUCAUAUUUAGAUCAUAUCACCACAAAUUUUGUCCUUAGAUUGGUCAAAAUGCGUCUUGAUGAGAUAAUUCUUGGAUUGGGCAUCCAUGAGCUUAAUUUCAAAAGUAAUAUGGGGACUCAAAUCAUGGAUAUGAUGUGUGAAGGGCAUAUUCACUGUGACAUCUGGCUGAGUGCUAUUACAGGGAAGAAUUGUUGCUUCAAUGAUUCACGGAUUGAUUUCUAUCUUGAAUAUGAACCUCACCCAUCAUCCUCGAAAAACUUGCAUCACCUCUUCCAGAUGAUUCGUAAAGGGAAUUUUGCUAUGUAUGAUUAUGGAAUGUGGAAAAACCUCAUGCACUAUAAGCAACCUGAGCCCCCAGAAUUUGAUAUCAGCCAGAUUCCCACUUCAUUGCCAUUAUGGAUGGGUUAUGGGGGCAAUGACGCAUUAGCAGAUGUCAUAGACGUCCAACAUACCCUAAAACAGUUGAAGCGCAAGCCAGAUCUGCUUUAUAUUGAGGAAUAUGGUCAUAUUGACUUCCUCCUAAGUAUAAGGGCAAAAGAAGAUGUUUAUGACGACAUGAUUAUGUUUUUCAAUUCUGUACAAAAGAUAAGCAGUUUUAAGUAGUGGCUGAUUAGUAUACGUGUGGUGGUGCUGGCCUAUUCCAUGUUCAAAGUCUUGUAUAUAGCAUGAUGAUGUAGCUGGUGCUACCUCUUCAGACUGUAAUAGCUUCUGGCAAAUAUGGUGUGUAUAUAAAUCCAUUGCCAAUCCUUGUACAAGUGGUAUACGAGUGUACAAGUCUGUCAGCCCCUCCAAUUUCUAGGUAAAAGUUACUCCUAAAAUACAUUAUGUUUCCAUGAAAAGUAUUGCAUUCCUACUCAUUGCAGGGACUCGGAAA
Nicotiana attenuata is the source of this 1159-nucleotide messenger RNA. Its product is annotated as triacylglycerol lipase 1-like. The transcript is spliced from 8 exons. The record is from RefSeq and is a predicted model, not a curated record. Lineage: Eukaryota; Viridiplantae; Streptophyta; Magnoliopsida; Solanales; Solanaceae. Bases 1 to 888 code for a protein of 295 amino acids.